Penicillium hordei is the source of this 384-nucleotide messenger RNA. RefSeq names its product nuclear transport factor 2 family protein. Bases 1 to 384 code for a protein of 127 amino acids. The transcript has a single exon. The record is from RefSeq and is a predicted model, not a curated record. NCBI's taxonomy places the organism in Eukaryota, Fungi, Ascomycota, Eurotiomycetes, Eurotiales, Aspergillaceae.
AUGGACUACCCAGCCUAUAUUGAGUCGUACAACACCGCGCACAACGAGCGGCAAACGGCACUUCGGUUUUUUACUGAUGACGUUAUUCUCGAAGACGGCACCAACAAGGUUCAGGGGCGCGAACAGGUCAUCAAACUGUUCGAAGCAGCCCACAAUGGAAUCAGCGAGGAGUUGAUAAUCCGUGCCUGGGCACAGACUGGGGAAACUAUACUGGCUGAGCUUGACGGCAAAUUUGUCAGUGAUGAGGAUACGCCGAAUCAUUUUUUCUACCCCUUCAAGAAGGGCGAGAAGGCGAGGUUCCGUUUUUUGGCGGCGUAUACGGUGGUUGCCGGGCAAUUUUCCCACAUUCGGAUCACCUGCUGGGCAUCUCCUCUCUCUGGAUAA